Molecule: messenger RNA, 1188 nt
Organism: Strongylocentrotus purpuratus (purple sea urchin)
Lineage: Eukaryota; Metazoa; Echinodermata; Echinoidea; Camarodonta; Strongylocentrotidae
Product: paraneoplastic antigen Ma3 homolog
Exons: 1
Coding region: 1-1188 (395 amino acids)
Molecular function (GO): nucleic acid binding; zinc ion binding
Source: RefSeq, a predicted model, not a curated record
AUGUCUCUCGAGGACAGCACUUCCCUUGUCCCUGAUGAGGAAAAACUACUUUCUAGUGCUGACCCUGACACCUUAAGUAAGUUUUUGACAGAGUCUGGACUUACCCUUUCCCAACUCGAAAAAUUGGUGAAAGGGUGUUCAAUAGGUAACCCUCCCCCUGUCCACACCCCUGUCCCUUCCCCCAGCUCCCCUUCCCCGCCACCUGCCCAUAGUCAUGGCAUAGUUAAUGCUCCACGUCUCCCCCGUCUUGGCCUCUUCUCAGGAAAAGAGCCAGUAAAACAAGGCGAGGUAGACUGGGAGACAUUUAAAGAUGUCGCAAUUGAGGUUGCGUCAAUGGCCUCAAUUGACGAGCAGACAAAAAGGCGCGAGAUCGUGACUAGGCUUUGUGGACCUGCUAAGGACUUUGCUAGGCAAGUUUCCCCAAGCUCCACUGCCCAUGGACUCGUAUCUUUUUUAGACAAUGUUUAUGGCGCAGUGGAGAACAAGUCCCUUCUCCUUAGCGAGUUCAUGUCCAUGUCCCAGGAAAAAGGGGAAAAACCCUCAGACUUCCUUAAGAGGACUCAACUAAAAAUCAACAAGUUGGUGGAGAUAGGAGAGUUUUUACCAGACUCGGCAGACCAGAAACUUUUAGAUAGGUUUAGGAUGGGAUGCCAGGAUGAGUACAUCCUCUCUGUGACCAAUCUCCAUCAACAAAUUGUUGCGCCCCCAUUCCACAGAUUGAUUAGCCUCAUCCGAGAAGCAGAAGCCACUCGUGAUGCAAAAUAUACCCAAAAGCGCACUGUUAAAAGCUAUCCUCAGCAGCUUGGCGCGCCCAACCCAUACCACCCUUACCCAUCCCCACCCCCACCACCACCAACACUGCCACCACCUCCUCCUACCCCAAUGAUGUAUCAAGGGAACCCCCAAAAGAAAAACAGACCCCCUCAAAAUAGGCAAGGCCCCCUUAAACCCGUAAACUCGUUCGAUAGGGAUUGUCCAGUUAGGGUGCUGGUUUGCUACAAUUGUGGCGAAUUCAACCAUUUUGAGAGGGAGUGUAAAAACCGCCCAAAUGAGGAAUUGAAGAAAAAGAAUUUGGCCCGCAGAAAAGAAAUUCUCGCAGCCUGGGAGGCCAUGACAAUAGAGAGUGCCCCCUCCUUCCCCCAAUCCCCACUCACCCCCUCCCAAACUCCCAACCACCCAAACAUGUAA